AGCCAUCUCUCCAGACCCGAAGAUAAUAUUUUUAUUCAUUAAUAUUUAUUUAGAUUAUAGUCUUUUAUUAUUUUUCAUUUAUCGGAUUACAUUCUCUCGCCAUUCUUCCCCAUUCAGUUUAUGCAUGCUCUUUGUUGAGCAGACAGAAGUAUAACUUCCCUCCCUUGCUUGAAGUACACAGAUAACAUGGAUAAGCAAACCGCGCCACUCGCUGGCCCCGCCUUCUACGAGCCAAGUGUCCCUAAGGACCCCCCCCCCGCCCCCCCAACCGGCUGUUUUCCUAGAUGCCUAUCUGCGAAUCCCCACCUCCUUAAUUGGAGCUGCCUAUCAGCCGGCCUACGGCCACGGGCCACUGAAGCCCCUACGUAGGGCUGUUUCCGGAGAUGCCUACGUGCGGGCGGCAGGCGAGGCUCGGCCCUGCCGUCGGGAUUCUGGGCAAGAGCGCGGCACGGGACUGUGCGCGCGGCGCUUCAGGCAUUGCGGCGGGCAGCCCGGGCUCCGGUGCGCCGCGGGUGUGGGAAGACCCCGGCGCCAGCCUUGGCGCAAGGGCUAGUGGACGCGGCAGUGGCGACGGCGACGGGCGUUGCGAGCGAGUCCGCUACUUGUUUGUGGGUCGUACUUCUUCGGCGGUGCUCCGGUGCUGACUGAUUGUAGGGCAGCCAGCGCCAUGUCUGUGAGCGAGAUCUUCGUGGAGCUGCAGGGCUUUUUGGCUGCCGAGCAGGACAUCCGAGAGGAAAUACGAAAAGUUGUACAGAGUUUAGAACAAACUGCUCGAGAGAUUUUGACCCUACUUCAAGGGGUCCACCAGGGUACUGGAUUUCAGGACAUUCCAAAGAGGUGCUUGAAAGCGAGAGAACAUUUCAGUACAGUAAAAACACAUCUCACGUCCCUGAAGACCAAGUUCCCCGCUGAGCAGUAUUACAGGUUUCAUGAGCAUUGGCGGUUCGUGCUUCAGCGCCUGGUCUUCCUGGCAGCAUUUGUGGUAUAUUUGGAAACAGAGACCCUGGUGACCCGAGAGGCUGUUACAGAGAUUCUUGGCAUCGAGGCUGUCUGUCAACAGUGUCACUGCUGGAGACUACUCUCGGCCCCUUCACAUUUCUACUUUCAUCAAUGAGCUGGAUUCUGGUUUUCGUCUUCUCAAUCUGAAAAAUGACUCCCUGAGGAAGCGCUACGACGGCUUGAAGUACGAUGUGAAGAAAGUAGAGGAGGUGGUCUAUGACCUUUCCAUCCGAGGCUUCAAUAAGGAGACAGCAGCGGCUUGUGGUGAAAAAUAGGAGCUUUUCCCUGGGGCUGGCCUUGCUGGCGCCGCAGUUGCCAGGGAGGGCUAGCUCAGUGCCUCUUCCUGUAGUUAGCACACCAGUUGCUAAACACUGCGCUUUAUUUUCGUAACCAGCUGUGUGCUGUGAGUGUCAGAAUUGAAAUACUUUUUGGAUCUAAACAAAAAAAAAAAAAAGAAAAAGAAACCUUUCCACGGAUGGGGUUUUUUUGUUGAUUUUCAGUGCACUUGCCGUGCCGUGUUGUCGUCGUAUUACCAUUUUGUCAACAGUGUGAAUGUUGGUCCCUUGGUAAAAGUCCUUUCUUGCUUACCUGACUGUUGAUGUACUGACUGACAGGUUUGUUGUCUUGUUUGUAAUUUCUCCCACAAGUAAACAAUGAUGUUUUCUAGGUCCAGAUUAGUCCUCCAUUUCCAGCUAUAGCCUGGAUGCAGUGUGAGAAUAAAAUGGUUGACAAGCAAGGGAACUUUAUUUUGCCCAUCUUAAGUCUUGUAAGUGAGUUGAAUUUUUUGCCUAGGAAAUUUGAGGCCCCGACUCUGUCCCUGCUACUAAAACAGAGCAGAUGAAACUGUACAGUUCAACCCAGCAAGGUCAAGGUAGAAAGAGCCUCUGGAAAAGCGUUGUGAUGUCUUGUGUUGGGUUAGAGCAUCUGUUUUCUGACAUCACCUUACACCCCGGCUGCCGUAGCAGUUAGUCUUUACACCUGCCUAGAGCUAACACCUGUGUGCUGUAUUUGUAAACAUGGAGACCUUUUCUCAGCAGCCAGCUAGAACUGGUCUGGGAGUAGAAAGCCAUCCUCAUGUAUUCACUCCUUAUCUGUACUGAGGAGUGGCUUCUUAGAGACAUCAGUGCUGUUUGGAGUAGAAGAAAGUAAAAUUUGGCUUUAAAAAAUUCAUGUGAUUGGCAGUAUUUUUUGGAAUAAGAAAUUGAAGGUUGUGAUUCUGUCAGUACAUUUAAAAUGUAUAGUUUAGGGUAGUCAUGUAAACUUUGGGCUCCUCUAUGCCCUCUCCUUUUCAGAUCGCAUAAGAAUUCAUAUGUGGCCAUUCUUGGGGUAGAACUGAAAUUAUUAAAGUCAAGGCUGGUGAUGUAGCUUUUAGUGAUAGACUUGCUUGGCAAUGUGAGGCAAUGGUCCAUCCUAGGACUUCAAAAAACUGAAAGAAAAAAAGAAAAAAAAAACCCAACAAAAAUAGUGUAGGUUUUUUUUUUUUUUGCACCCUCUGACAGGAAGCUGCUGCCAUUACUAGUGUAAUAGGAAGUACUCAGGGGUGUCACCCUUUCUUUCUUGGUAGCAUUUUGGGCUUCAUGUUUGUGCAGUGGGAUCUUUGACACUGGCUUUUAUCAGGCCAUGGUUAGAGACUAACUGGAAAGUGGGGCCUGAAAGUGCAGGCUUGUGCUCCCAGGUACACAGGAGGCUGAGGCAGGAGAUUGGCAAAUUCAAGGCUUCAGGGGUAGCCUGUCUAACUGAGUGAGAUCCUGUGACAAAAAAAAAAAAAAAAAAAAAAAAAAAAGACCACCCACCCCCACACACACACACAAGCAAAAAACAAAAAACACCAACCAAAAAGGCUGGGGGUAUGUUUCAGUGACUUUCCCUCGCAUGUUUGAGGCCUUGGGUUCAACCCUUCGUUGUGCAGCGAGCGGGGUGGCAGGAGGCUGACUCUAAUUUCCCAUCCUGAGGAAUGAGCUGUGAUUGCUGUAUAUUGUUGGACAUGUAGACUAGCUUUCUUCAUGGUUCUUUUUGCAGGGUUAGAGUAAGGUAUUAGGCAAUUUUUGUUAGUUUACCAUUUGAGACAGGGUUUUGCUGGUAGUCCAGGCUGGCCUGGAACUCGCACCUCUGUUUCCGUUUCCUGAGUACAGGAUUAGACUCUUGAAAGUGUCUGGGAAGGUAGAAGGCUUUUCAGUUGCAUGGUAGUUUCACAGGCUCUUGCCUGUUCUUGUGGGUUCUGCUAGACAUCAUUAAAGCUCUUGUCAAAAGUUUCAUAUUUUCCUCUUUAGAGACAGAGGUUGUAAUGUCCUGCCUGUAGUGUUGUCUAGGCUGGUCUCAACCUCCUGGGCUGAAGCUCUCCUCUUGCCUCAGCCUGUGAGCAGCUGGGACUCUAGGUCAUUGCCACCAUACAUAACUCUUGAAAUUCAGUUUCAGAUGCAAUGAACAAAUUGCACUUAAAAGUGAAGGAGUAUGUUCUAGUGUUGUGAUUCUACUUGAGAGUUUAGAAGUGUCAUGUUGAUAAUUAGUUGUGUUCGUUACUGGCUUGUAAAGCAAUAAAACUGUUUUUGGUCUCUUUGUAAAGUA
Molecule: messenger RNA, 3564 nt
Organism: Mus musculus (house mouse)
Lineage: Eukaryota; Metazoa; Chordata; Mammalia; Rodentia; Muridae
Gene: Tsn
Product: translin
Exons: 5
Coding region: 668-1114 (148 amino acids)
Biological process (GO): RISC complex assembly; siRNA processing; RNA metabolic process
Cellular component (GO): nucleoplasm; endoribonuclease complex; cytoplasm
Molecular function (GO): nucleic acid binding; sequence-specific DNA binding; single-stranded DNA binding
Source: RefSeq, a predicted model, not a curated record